AUGCUAUAAAUUCUGAAUACUGUUUAGAAAAUAAAAGAAUCAAAGUCAAUUUCAAAUGAGAGUGUAAGAAUAGAUUCAUCUCAAUCGAAUGUGAUACAUAAUAAUGAGAAAACAAAAUUUUAGAAUCCCGUUUUUAAGAUGGUCCCAUUGGACAAUCUUCAAAGUGUGAGUGAAAAUAAAUAUUCACACAUAUUUAGCUCAUUUGCUCAAUCUUCUAAGCAUGAGGAAUAAUAAUAGCUAUUCUAGUAAGGGAAUUACUAAAAAUCCAAAUAGAGGGCAUUUUCAUUGACAGAACCUCAAACCAUAAAAAAAGAUCACAAAUACAAUGCAUCAGACGGGGAAUUAACAAAUAAGAAGAUUAUCACAGUCCAUACGGCAAGAGUAUUAGAAUGUAUAAGGAAAGAAAGAGACAAGGAAUUGAAUGCGGAAACACCAAAAUUAGGAUAAAAUUAGUUAUAAGAUUCUUAAGUGACAGUGAAAGAGAUAGUUGCUUAAUCAUAAUACUAUUCUCCGAGGGAUAUGGAUCAUAAAUUUAAUGAUUGUUCUAGUUUUUAAGCCAAACAAACAUUAACAACAGCAUUGGGUUCAAUCACAAGCAAGAGUGAGUUGGAUUAGAUUUUGAAGGAUUGCCAAUUAAAUUUUGAGAAGAAUAAGGCAGUCAGAGCUGAUGAAUAUGUUGCCUGUCUUAUAUUUUGA
Messenger RNA from Paramecium tetraurelia, 696 nucleotides. RefSeq lists its product as uncharacterized. NCBI's taxonomy places the organism in Eukaryota, Ciliophora, Oligohymenophorea, Peniculida, Parameciidae. The record is from RefSeq and is a predicted model, not a curated record. The transcript has 2 exons.